Molecule: messenger RNA, 866 nt
Organism: Astrephomene gubernaculifera
Lineage: Eukaryota; Viridiplantae; Chlorophyta; Chlorophyceae; Chlamydomonadales; Astrephomenaceae
Source: the annotation of a GenBank genome assembly
GUUCUUGUUUAGCGCAUCUGUUAAAGCACGGGCUUACAGCACCACCGGUUAGCUAUUAAGCCACCAACUGACGCCCUUGCAUAUUAAACGUUAGAUCUUGCUCAGAAACUAUUUAUAAGCAUGAGGCAACGACCUCCUACCACUGAGAAAUUUGACGUCGUUGAUUCGCUUCUCGGCAACAACUCCAAAAUUGAGACAUCUGCGGAACCCCUGGACGAGCAGGAACAGGAGGCCAUCAUUCAGGAGUUUGAAAUCCUUGCGAUUCAGCAGCAUCGCACCUGGCGCAGCGUGUUCGGCGCUGGAACGGUUGCUGCGGGGCUGUUCUUCCUGUAUGCGGCAUGGCGACAGAAAGUGGAGCCCUAUGGCGUGCGCUACACAGGGGAGCUACGCAGUGUCACCGGCGCGAGCACUGUGACAGCAGUCCUUGCGCUUCAGGGGGUAUCGCUGCUGCUCGCGGCAGCAGGUCUGCUCGUCAACCUACCUCCUAAAGCGGGCGCGGGUCAACGGGAGGCGGCGGGCUGCCUGCCAUUCGCAGUACGGCAGCGGUUGGCCUUGUGGUCCGGGGUGUUGGGCGCGGCGGGUGCGGGCGUGUACUGGGCAGCAGCUCUGGUGCGUAUGGUGCAGCUGCAUGGGGCGCAGUACGGCAAGCGCUGGGAGCUGUCCUGGCUGCCCGCUGGACCCUUGGCUGCCUGCCUGGUGUGCUGCUACGUGGCGUCUUCAUUGUACGGCACGGAAAGAGAGAUACAGCGCCUUCGGAGCUACCGCUACCGCUACAAGAAGCUGUGACAGGGUUCACACUCACACACGUCAAGGGGGUCAAUCAUAGUACGUUCCGCCUCGCGGACAGCUGUUUUAACACGUCAAGG